AUGGGCUCAAAAGCUGAGCUAGGAAAGCCGCUUAUCCUUGGGGGGAGCGGCCAAAGCCAAAGCGGCUCUCCGGAUGCUUCUCCUGUAGUCCUUUGGCUUCACGGCUUUGGGGAUUCUCCAGGGGGAUGGGCAACCGCUUUGCAGCCCUUCAGGACCUCAAUUGAUGCAGACUGGCGAUGGAUCCAUUUGUGUGCCCCUUUGCUGCCGCAGCCGUGCUUUGCAAAUCGCAAAUUGAGAGCCUGGGGACAGUUCAAAACCCAAGAGCGCAUUCGAGUAGGUUCCGUUGACUAUGCAGAUGAAGAUAUUGUUGGUGCAUAUGCGUCUUCCGUAGAAGCAGUGCUUUCAGAACUGCAGAAAUUGCAAGAAAGUGUGCCUGCAAAUCGUUUGCUAAUCGGAGGCUUUUCCCAGGGCGCAGCUGUUGCCUUGGAGUGCGCGCUGCGACAUCCACAUGCUUUGGCCGGUUGCAUAGUUCUGUCAGGUUGGGCAAGGCCUCCAGCAAGAGACUUGCUGGCAAGCUGCAAGCUAACAGAUCAAUGUCAGGGCGUGACAAAGACUCCUUUUUUGCUUUGCCAUGGCGAAUCUGACGACAUGGUCGACAUUGGUUGUGCUGAAGCUGCUGCCGAGAUGUUGCGAGAUGCAAAUUUGCCAGUUCAGUUUCAUAAGUAUCCUGGACUCAAGCAUGAGCCAUGUCCUGAUCUUCUAAAUGUUGUAGUUGAAUUUAUGUGUAGAAAUCUUGACCACCCAAUUCCCAGUGUUAUCAGUUGGGACAAUGAAAGCGAAUCAGCUUCAGAAGAAACGCUGAUGUAUGUUUCAAAAAUCCAGUUGGAAACUCUUCAACGGCAAGCAACAGCUGGGUGCAUCGACAAAUCUUCCAUUGAAGAGUUGCUUGAUCCAUCUACUUUAGCUGACACAGAAGUCCUUGUGCCAAUACUUGUGCAGCCAAAAGAAUUGUUGUCCACGCCACCUUCAACAGCGAUCAAAGCCAUCGCAGAGAGUGCCAAAGGAACACGAGAAACGAGUGGCAGUACAGGCCUUGCAGAAAUAACAGUUCAAGAGUGGCGCCGCUUGCGCGACGACAGCAUUGGAGAGCAAGGUGAAGAAGAGGCCUUGAGCAACGACGAAGAGACCGAAGGCGAAAGCGCUGAAAAUGAGGCAGGCGGGGAAUCUGACGAAUCUGAACAGGAGCCACCACAGAAAAGGCCUCGAGUAGAAGCUGCUUCUAGCAGCACAGGAGCAGGACAGCCAGAUCGAUGA
Molecule: messenger RNA, 1254 nt
Organism: Durusdinium trenchii
Lineage: Eukaryota; Dinophyceae; Suessiales; Symbiodiniaceae
Source: the annotation of a GenBank genome assembly